Messenger RNA from Exophiala viscosa, 654 nucleotides. Its product is annotated as mitochondrial ribosomal protein L37-domain-containing protein. Gene Ontology annotation, molecular function: structural constituent of ribosome. The transcript has 2 exons. Lineage: Eukaryota; Fungi; Ascomycota; Eurotiomycetes; Chaetothyriales; Herpotrichiellaceae. Bases 1 to 654 code for a protein of 217 amino acids. Gene Ontology annotation, cellular component: mitochondrial large ribosomal subunit. The record is from RefSeq and is a predicted model, not a curated record.
AUGCUCUGCUCUAGCUGCCGCCGUACAUUCCUUACCCGAUUCCGCUCCCUCCAAAUCCACGCCUCACCCAGCAGCGUACGGUCCGUCGCAACAGUCCCAUCGACUCCCAACGCCGCACCGAUCCAAGCCCCUCCCUCGAUCUCGAUAGAAGGCGCCCAAACGACCACAUCCUCCAAAACCCCCGGAAAAUCGCAACCACUCUCCGAACCACACACCCCAUCCACAUCGACCGCAACCUCAAUCCCGCACCCAUCCAAAAAACCAGCUUCCAAACCGAAGAGCUCCGUACCAGGCGGCGUAGAACUCAAGGGGCUAGCCUAUACCAAAGCCCUGCCGCGCAUCACGGCAAUGGAAGACGACGAGUACCCGUCCUGGCUGUGGACGUUACUUGACGACAAGAAUGCCGCGACGGGGGAAUUGAAGGUUGAUUUAGCAUCAAUGACUAAGAAACAGCGCGCCCGUUAUGACAAGAAGCAGGAGCGCCUGCUCGCAAACAUACCCAAGACUGUGCCGCUGCACGAACAAUCCCGCGAUCUUACGGGGCCUGGCGACGACGCUGUGACGAGUUUGCAGCGACGGCAAGAGAUUACCAAGUCGGCGAGAGCUGCGAGGAGGAGGGAUAUUCGCGAGGGCAAUUUCUUGAAGUCGAUGUAA